UUCUUUCAUUAUUUUUUUUUGGGGGACUUUAAGGCCUGAAUAUUUAAUAUCCAAAAUAUUCGUGAUUUCCAACGGUUGGCAGUUUUUGUGCCCUAGGUAUUGAAAAUCCAAGAAAAUUGAAAGCUUGGAAAUUGGCAGUAGUUUUCCAAAGUUCCAUUUCCAUAUUAAAACGUGUUUUUUUGGUUUUCUCGGUAUCCAACCCAUAGAAAGAAUUCAUUGAGCGAACCUUUUUGAAAAUCUAUGGGUGGAUGAACUUGUACGAAUGUUAUGGAUGAUAUAAUUAAGUGGUAAAAUAGUGGGAGGGGGUGUGGCGUGCAGAUUAGCAUUUUGUCGUCGUCGGCUUGGGGUUUAGUUAUUAACGAGCAAAAGCAUAGUGGGUGAGUGAUUGAUUGGCACAUGGGCGGGAUGGACGAUGAUGAAUGCGCUAUCCUUUCCUCCGUCCUUAUUUUAUGGAAAAUUGCUUCAUGUGGGCGCUUGGACCGUGUUUUGUUUUUGCAUAUUCGGUCCCGUCCAUUUGCAAAAAAAAAAAAAACAAAUAUAAACUAGAAUUAUUUAGUUUUUAAAUUUUAUUUAUUUUUUAAUAUUCAUUAUCUCUAUAUUAUAGAUGGGAAAGAUUUCUAUACUUCUUUUACGGCAUAGAUCUAUACUUCUCCUACCAUCCAACCGUUCAAUUUGGUCAAGAGAGACACUCACCGUUUGAUCUUAGAUCUGACGUCUCAAAGUAUUUUUUUUUUAUACAAAUCGUAUGAAUAUGAAAUUUAGCUUUUCAUUGGAGCGCAUCUAUAAAAAUAUUAAAAAUAAUUUUUCAACCAAAAUUCUUGUUGAAACUUUUAGAAUUAUUUUGAUCAUUUUAUUUUAUGAUUGGACGUAUAAAAUUUGAUAUCAAAAUAGUUUAUAGAAUAAAUUAAAAAUAAAAUAAUGUGGAGGCCUCUAGGGUUGGACAAGGCGAAAUAUAUAAAUUUAAUGUUGCGGAAGAAAGCUUGCCCGUUAGAGAUUACAUGGCCGCAUAGAAACGAAACGAUGGACGGUAAGUAUCACGUGCUGGAAUGUGCGAUAGACGGUAAGUAUCGCGUGCUAAAGAAAGGAAGGAGAGAGAGAGAGAGGUGGUGGGUGCUAAAGAAAGGAAGGAGAGAGAGAGAGAGAGGUGGUGGGGCCAGGGGUGGUGUGGUGUGGUUGGGAAUGGGAACAGACGUCGUGCGCUCCAAGAUGGAGGUGGGCCCGGCCCCGUUUUUAUUGUGGUUGGGGGGAGGCAACAAAACUCUUCUGUUUGGUCUUGGGCGGGGGCGGGGGCGGAGCGAGCGAGUGAGUGAGGAGGAAGGUGGAUGAGCUCUACCUCCUCCGCCAUUUCCUAUUCUAUUGAGAGGGAGAGAUCAUCCUUUAUUAUUUAUUGAAAGAGGGAGGGAGGGAAGGAAAGAGAGAGACAUGCGGAUAGCGAUGGGAAUGUGGAGGCUAACGCUGGGAGCGGCUGAGCUAGCGGUGACCUCCGUCGUUCACAUGACCUAUGCCAUGUAUGUCUUCAGCACUGCCCUCGCCCGUGACCUCUCUCAAUCUCUCAACCACAAAACCCGCCCUCUCUCUUUGAUGAUCACCGGAUCAUGGGGAAGCUCAGCAGAAAACCUAGGUAACAACAACAAUGCCGUGGUUUUGCCUGCUGAUACUGGUGGGGAACUCUCACCAAUCGUCCUCAUACAUGGCAUUUUCGGCUUCGGUCAGGGGCGGCUUGGAGGCCUUUCCUAUUUUGCAGGGGCUGAGAAAAAGGAUCAAUGCGUUCUCGUUCCAGAUCUCGGCUCACUGACCAGCAUAUAUGAUCGGGCACGGGAGCUGUUCUACUAUCUGAAAGGAGGGAAGGUAGAUUAUGGAGAAGAUCACAGCAAGUGCUUUGGACACUCCCGGUUUGGCAAGGUUUACGAUGGAGGGCACUACCCCAAGUGGGAUGAGAACCAUCCGGUGCACCUUGUUGGUCAUUCAGCUGGAGCCCAAGUGGCCCGUGUGUUGCAGCAGAUGCUUGCAGACAAGGCCUUUGAAGGAUACCCCAACACAUCGGCUGAUUGGGUUUUGAGCGUCACCUCCUUGUCCGGUGCUCUCAAUGGAACCACCCGCACCUACUUAGACGGCAUGCAAGCCGAUAAUGGGAAAUGGAUGAGGCCAAUUUGCUUGUUACAGUUGUGUCGGGUUGGGGUAAUAUUGUAUGAAUGGUUGGAGAUGGGGUGGCUCAAGUCCUAUUACUCCUUUGGCUUCGACCACUUCAACUUGGGAUGGAGGACUUGUGGUGUCACGGGGCUGCUGGACCGCUUAGCUGGAAACAGUGGCCCAUUCGCUUCAGGAGACUGGAUUCUGCCUGACCUCACCAUUCAGGGAACCCUCCAACUCAAUGCCUCCCUCAACACCUUUCCGAACACCUUCUACUUCAGCUACGCCACCAAGAAAACGACCAACCUCAUGGGCCUCACCCUCCCCUCCUCCAUCCUCGGCAUCCAUCCUCUCCUUUUCAUCAGAGUCCUCCAAAUGACCCAGUGGCGCCACCCUCCCCACUUCCCUCCUCCCUACAAAGGAUACAGGGAUGAGGACUGGCAUGACAAUGAUGGGGCUCUCAACACAUUCUCCAUGACUCACCCUCGCAUCCCUUUAGAACACCCCAGCACAUUCGUUGAGGAUGACUCAAAAUGCCACCCUCUUCAACCAGGCAACUGGUAUUACAAAAUAGUGGAAGCAGAUCACAUUUUGUUCAUUGUGAACAGGGAGAGGGCAGGAAUGCAGUUCGACUUAAUAUACGACAGCAUCUUCCAGCGGUGUAGAAAGCACAUACACACUACCACCACCAGGCACAAAGCCACUACCAUCACCACCCUGUCCCAAUGAUACUUGGGACAGAAACAAACUCUCUCUCUCUCUCCAAGGAUAGAGAUAUAGAUAAAUAGACAAAACCUUUUUAGGGCGGAGACCGCCACUCAUCUAUCUCCCCACAAAGCUCUCCGACUCUCCCUCUGUAGUCAAAGCCCCAAAGAGAAACCUUAUACAUCCAAUCCCAUGAUAAGCAUAUUAUAUUCCUUUACUUUGUUACAAGGUAGGGAAAGGACAUCUAACCCCACCUACAAACAAGUUUAUCCAAUCUUACUCCAAAAGGUUCGUCACUUGUGGUUGAACCACUUGCACUGUUUAUUUGUAACAAGUUGCGAGAUUAUAUCAUUGUUUAUUUAUAAUUAUAUCAUGGUAUUCUAU
Amborella trichopoda is the source of this 3219-nucleotide messenger RNA. RefSeq lists its product as uncharacterized. Lineage: Eukaryota; Viridiplantae; Streptophyta; Magnoliopsida; Amborellales; Amborellaceae. The record is from RefSeq and is a predicted model, not a curated record.